GAACCUCGUCUGACUGGCAAUCGCUCCUCGCUCUCUCUUCAACGCAUCGGUAUCCUUCAACACCUACUCUGGUCGAUCUGACCAUUUCCUGUCAACGACAUUUCUGAAUUGGUCCUGCAGCCGAGGUCUCUCAUGCAUCUGAAGCUAGAAUAAGGUAGCUUGACAAAGACCCAUCUCUUGAAGCCACCCAUCCCCCCGCCAGUCCAAUGCUAUUCCAGCAGUCUUGCAGGAGGUUAGCGACGGCGAGACCAGCAAUCAUGCCCCUCCGAGCGAAGAUUCUUAAUCCCGCCAUGCAGCAGGGUGCUUUGCGAUCACUCACAUCUGGCUCCGAGAUCAAGGAACUACCGGGCGAUGAACCCGAUGAUGUGCUCUUCAGCAGUCAAGGUGCUGUGCGAAGCAUCAUCCUCAAUCGACCGAAGAAGCUCAACUCGCUCAAUGGCAGCAUGGCACGGAAGAUUAUCCCGCGUCUGAAGGAAUGGAGUAAGAGCGAGCUGGCCAGUAUCGUGACAAUCAAGGGCGAGGGUCGAGCAUUCUGUGCAGGGGGUGAUGUAGCAUGGCUUGCACAGAGGAACAAAACAGGCAGCGAGGGACAGCAAGAGAGCAAGGACUACUUCGCGCUGGAAUACCAGCUCGACCACCUCAUUGCGACCUACAGAAAGCCCUUCGUUGCAUUCAUCGAUGGCAUCACCAUGGGAGGCGGCGUCGGCCUCUCAUUACACGCCCCAUUCAGGAUAGCGACAGAGAACACAGUCUUCGCCAUGCCUGAGACCAACAUUGGCUUCUUUCCGGACGUGGGAGCUUCAUUUUUCUUGCCGCGGAUGGACGGUGAAUUGGGCAAGUACUGUGCUUUGACCUCGGAGCAGAUUAAGGGUCCCAAUGUCUUCUACGCGGGGAUUGCAACGCACUAUCUGCACUCAUCCUCUCUGCCCGAUCUCGAAGCACGUCUGGCCGAGCUGCAAUUCAAAGACUACGAUAAUCUCCAAACCCGAUACAAAAGCAUUAACUCUACAAUCGAGGAGUUUGCCACUGGUCUGCCACACGACCAACCCAUCUCCGGUCCAGUUGGAGGCAAUAGUCGAGUAGCUAUCGACUAUGUUUUCCAGCCUGCCAAUAACUUCGACAAAAUGCUCGAGGAUCUCGACAGUCUUACUCGUCUGGCUCCAGGCAGCAACGGCUAUCCGGAGGUCAAAGAGUGGGCCGAGAAAACCCAGAAAACAAUUCUGCAACGUUCGCCGACGUCUUUGAAGGUCUCGUUUGAGCAACUCAAUCGUGGCAAGGAGUGGUCAAUUGCACAAACUUUCCAGAAGGAACACGCAAUCGCCUCCCACUUCAUGGAACACGCUGAUUUCGUCGAGGGUGUCACAGCACUACUCGUUGACAAACCGAAACGAACACCAAAAUGGUCGCCAGAUGCUCUCGAAAAAGUAUCAGAGGCGGACGUGAAUGGCUUCUUCGACCGUGAGACAGAUUUCCAACUGCUAGAUGUGGAUGCAGGCAGCACUGGUAAGGAUUGGAAUGAGUAUCCGCAUACAUUCGGCCUACCCAGGGAGAUCGAGGUGCAAGACAAGGUGCAAGACACGGUGCAAGGCUACACCAAGGACCAGAUUCUCGAGCAUUUCCUCAAAAAAACAAAUGGCAAACAAGGUGUUAAGGAGAAGGUCAGCGAGAUCCUCGAUCGCAAGACGAUUUCGGACGAGACGGGCAUACUUUCUUGGAUCAGAUGAGUGUGAGUAAACAACAACGUUCAAAUUUUGUUCGUACGUUCUGGUGUCCAGAACGCGCUGUCGCUGUGCUGUGAUGUUUGCAUCGUGUGCAUAUACAUGUAUAUAUUAUGCCCUGACCCACCUCUCCUAACGCCUCGCUGAAAGGAGCGUAGACCAUAUUCAGUCUCGUACUCCUCAAGCACUACUUGAGUAUUUCAUCCCAGUCAGGAGUAAGCACAAAUUUGGCUCUGAUAAUGCCCAUGCCCAUUCCAAUCCCAUCCUCUUGCUGAUCGGGCGGCUUGUCACCUUCCUUAGGUUUAGUUUCAGGAACUGUCGCUAUCAGGACGUUUUGUAAGAACGUAGCUUCAGCGCCUAAUCCCAAUACCAUACUGGUGCCGCCCCAAUCAAGAGUAGUCUUGCCCGAUGCAUGCACUCGAAGCUUUCCGACUUGUCCAGAAGGUAGGCUCAAACCACUACUCGUGGACAACGCAGAUUUUGCAGUGGCAGCGGUAUUGGGAUCAGGAGCGUUAUCGUCAUCGACGUCCAUGGAGUCGCCAGCAUCUCCAGCUGGUCGUGCAGCUUCUGUUUCGUCCUUGAUCGAUAUCGCUUUGAGAUCGGGCAGAAUAGGUGGGAAUUGGAAGAGAUAGACGUGUUCCUCACGCAGGCGUUGCCGUUCUUGGGCCCUCUUCAGAUGACCGUUCUCUUCCCCCAUGACAGAAUCACCUUCUGCAUCAGGUUGUGGAGCGUCCUGAGGUACCAGUCUACCCAGCUCAUGUCGGAUGUUUUGCUUAUCAUCGUAGUGGCGCACCCACUCAUCCUUUUCAGCUUGAGUCUGGAAGUGCGGUUCGGGGGGUCUCUCGAUGUCAGACUCAUUGCCAUCAACAUCAGUAGCGUCCGCUGUAGCCUUAAUCCUCUCCUUGGCCUUUCUUUUACUCUCCGGGGACGACGGCAUAUCGUCCAGGGGACUUGUGAUGGCCACUCCAGACUGUAAAUCGCCUACUUCAGGUGCGCUAGGACGUGUCUGCUCCUCGUCUAAGGGUUCGCGCUUGACCUGUGGCUCUCCUUCUGUAUCAGAUGAGCUAUAUGUAGUGGGCCGCUUUGGUACUGCUGCUGUCCCUGUUACUUCCACGUCUCUGGCUCUUUGCUUGCCUCUUCUUUUGUCCGAUAUCGCAUCUGCAGCAUCGCUUGAGUCUGGCGAAUCUUCUGCUUGCAGGCCGACUGCGCGUUCCUUAUGCGGUACUCGUGACAGCCGAACUGGCACGAAUGGAUUCUCGAGCUCUGGCGGGUUGUCUCCAGUCAGAUCAAUCACUUGCAUUUGGUCAAUGUCCCUUUUGACGCCCUCAUUCUCGUCUUCAUCGCUGGAAAUAUAGAGUCCGUCCUCUGCGUUCAUCGGUGGUCGAACCCCUCCCAUUUCCACAUCACGGUCUCCCCCCUCUCUCUUGAUCCCCGAUCCACCAUA
This is a messenger RNA of Sphaerulina musiva SO2202, 3162 nucleotides long. Its product is annotated as ClpP/crotonase. The record is from RefSeq and is a predicted model, not a curated record. Gene Ontology annotation, biological process: L-valine catabolic process. NCBI's taxonomy places the organism in Eukaryota, Fungi, Ascomycota, Dothideomycetes, Mycosphaerellales, Mycosphaerellaceae. Gene Ontology annotation, cellular component: mitochondrion. Gene Ontology annotation, molecular function: 3-hydroxyisobutyryl-CoA hydrolase activity. The transcript has 2 exons. Bases 258 to 1724 code for a protein of 488 amino acids.